UGGUUUGCAAAAUUUUGAAAUACGAAAUGUGUGUAGGGUUUGUUUAAAAACUGUGUGUGAUACUGUAUUAAAUGAUUUUGACCACAUACGUUAUAUGUAUGAAAACAUUACUCAAGUUAAGAUUCUGAUGAAUGAGAACUUACCUUGCAACAUAUGCACCAAAUGCCGAGAAGAACUAAUAAAGCAUUUUAACUUUAAAGAAAAAUGCUUAAAUAAUGAACAGUCCUUAAAAGAUUAUUUAAAAGAAUCCACAUCCCAGUCACCAUUGUCACAGCAUCAAACAAAUCCAGACGUAGAUAGUAUUUUGGAAUUAAAUUUGGAUGAUGCAUCAAAACAUUCUGUUGCCUUCAGUUUGAAUAAUGAAUCUGAAAGAAUAAAAGAUACACGGGCAAACCCAAAACCACGUAUGCAUAGUUUGCAAAGAAAUUUUCAUUCCUUCUCAAAGCUGUUGCUUCAUACAGAAGCACAUCCUACAGAUAAAUCAGUUCAAUGUAUAAAAUGUCCAAAACGAUUCGAGAGCUAUAAAGGACUUGUUAGACAUUUAAAAAAUCAUGAUGGUAGUCCAUUUCUUGUUACAGUUGCGGCAAAACAUUUUUAG
This is a messenger RNA of Ctenocephalides felis (cat flea), 598 nucleotides long. Its product is annotated as zinc finger and SCAN domain-containing protein 10-like. Gene Ontology annotation, cellular component: nucleus. The transcript has 4 exons. NCBI's taxonomy places the organism in Eukaryota, Metazoa, Arthropoda, Insecta, Siphonaptera, Pulicidae. The record is from RefSeq and is a predicted model, not a curated record. Gene Ontology annotation, molecular function: zinc ion binding. The coding region runs from base 95 to 598 and encodes 167 amino acids.